This is a messenger RNA of Argentina anserina (silverweed cinquefoil), 2149 nucleotides long. RefSeq names its product magnesium/proton exchanger. The coding region runs from base 303 to 1904 and encodes 533 amino acids. The transcript is spliced from 9 exons. Gene Ontology annotation, biological process: metal ion transport; transmembrane transport. NCBI's taxonomy places the organism in Eukaryota, Viridiplantae, Streptophyta, Magnoliopsida, Rosales, Rosaceae. Gene Ontology annotation, cellular component: membrane. The record is from RefSeq and is a predicted model, not a curated record.
GUUCUGAUGACGUUGUUAAGUUCAGCCACUCAAAGUUAGAAAACGAAGCACAUGAAUCACAUUCCACCGCCAAAUUGAACCCAAAAGCACUACAAAACAAUGUCUUCUCGGACCAAUCCCAGAAUUAUAAUUUAGACCUUCCAAUCCAUUCCAUGCACGUUUCCCUCAUCCCAAUCUUUCGGAAUUGAAACCCAAUUGUCCGCUAUUCGCCGCCGGCAGUUCUCGCCGGCGACUUUCAGGUGCUGCAAUUUUUGUUGAGAUUUUGAGCUGUAAGUAGUUUGAUCAAAUAAGCAGCAAGAAGAAUGCCUGAACUUCCCAAAACAAUUGGGCUGGAAACAUGUGGAAGCUACUUGAUUUUCGAGGGCGAAACUGCACUAGGUGGAGGUGUUCGGGCAUUCUUGUAUGUUGCAGGUCUUGCUUACUGUUUCUUUGGUUUAUCUGCCAUUACUGCUCGUUUUUUUCGAUCCAUGGAGGCGGUUGUGAGCCACACAAAGAAGGUGGUUGAUAUUGAUCCUUACUCUGGUGAUCAAGUUAUAAGGCAUGAGAAAGUGUGGAACUUUACCAUUGCAGACAUUAGUCUGCUGGCCUUUGGAACCAGCUUUCCUCAGAUAUCAUUAGCUACUAUAGAUGCUAUACGAAACAUUGGGAGCCUCUAUGCUGGAGGUUUGGGUCCUGGAACACUAGUUGGUUCUGCUGCAUUCGACCUUUUCCCCAUCCAUGCUGUUUGUGUUGUAGUUCCUAAAGCUGGAGAGUUGAAGAAGAUUGCUGAUAUAGGAGUCUGGCUGGUUGAGCUCUUUUGGUCCUUUUGGGCAUAUAUUUGGUUAUACAUAAUUCUAGAGGUCUGGACACCAAAUGUGAUUACAAUAUGGGAGGCCUUAUUGACAGUAUUACAAUACGGAUUACUGCUGAUACAUGCUUAUGCUCAAGACAAGCAGUGGCGCUACUUUUCUCUUCCUUUGCCAAGAAGUGAGAGACCAGAGGACUGGGUGCCAGCUGAGCCAGUCGGAUGCAAGCUUGAUAGUUGUCUUUGUGAUGAGUACUCUGAAAUGUUUCAUGUUGGGGAAGAUGAAAAUAGAGAGGUUGUUGAUAUCUUCUCCAUACAUUCAGAAACAGGAAAUGCUGUAGGUCUAGUGUAUCAACAAGUCUCUGGGAUUGACGAAAAUCCUGAAUCCUCUAAUAAAAAUUGUCAAGAGACAAUGGUUUCAGAAGAUCAUCCAGUUUUCACACUUUGGAAGCAACAAUUUGUAGAUGCAGUCCAGCUCGAAAGCACAGAGUCAAGAAAAAUGAACAACAUCUAUUUGCGAGUGGCAAGAAUUUUUUGGCAGUUACUUCUUGCUCCCUGGAGACUAUUAUUUGCAUUUGUUCCUCCUUAUAAUAUUGCUCAUGGCUGGGUUGCCUUCAUUUGUUCCUUAAUUUUCAUCAGCGCAAUAGCUUACAUUGUAACGCAACUGACUGAUCUCAUAAGCUGUGUAACAGGAAUAAAUCCUUACGUAAUCGCAUUUACUGCAUUAGCAAGUGGAACUUCGUGGCCAGAUUUAGUUGCAAGUAAGAUUGCUGCCAAACGUCAGUUGACAGCUGACUCUGCCAUUGCAAACAUCACUUGCAGCAACUCGGUGAAUAUAUAUGUUGGCAUCGGUGUUCCAUGGCUGAUCGACACUGCAUACAAUUAUUUUGUAUUUAAAGAACCACUUCGGAUUGAGAAUGCAGCGGGUCUUAGCUUCUCAUUGCUUGUAUUUUUCGCAACUUCAGUAGGCUGCAUUGCUGUUCUGGUAAUUAGGCGUUUAACAUUGGGUGCAGAGCUUGGAGGACCAAAGAUUUGGGCAUGGAUUACCUUUGUGUUCUUUAUGUUGCUUUGGAUAAUCUUUGUAGUGCUCUCUUCCCUCAAAGUUUCUGGCAUCAUAUAAGAGAUCUUUUUUCCCCUUCCAUUAUUUGUACCCCAAUAUUGUUUCGGGUGAUUCUUUACCCUCUCGGUUAGUUAUAUGAAAGUGAAUGUAUACAAAAACCCUUACAGUGUAGCAUUGCUAUAUGAUUACAAAUGUAUUAUGCAGUUAAUGGCUUCAAGCCAUGUUAUCAAAUGUACCCACCCCUUCAUCGUACGUCCUAUGAUCUUAUGACUCUUUAGAUUGUAGGAACGAGCUUAUAUUGUUUC